Molecule: messenger RNA, 2337 nt
Organism: Cadophora gregata
Lineage: Eukaryota; Fungi; Ascomycota; Leotiomycetes; Helotiales; Ploettnerulaceae
Exons: 3
Coding region: 491-2266 (591 amino acids)
Source: RefSeq, a predicted model, not a curated record
CCACGGAGCCACGCAACCGGCGGAAGCUUUAUCGCUUGUCUCAUAGAAGUAAAUAUUGUUUCGCUUGUUUGUUUACAUCUUCCUUGUAUAGGAUUUCUUCAGCAUUGCUCGCUCAUCUCUCGCAUCAGGGACCUUCAGCCACUUGGUAAGCUUAGUCUUGGCGAGACAAAAGAUCCUUUUCCACACCUUCCGGCUUCAUCCCAGUCUAUGUUCCAUACUAGGAAGCCACAGAAGGAAGCAAGUGCUCAUACAGCUGUCAAAUAUCGGUCUGUUAUCAGGAACUAUUACUCAAUGAUCAAAGAAUCUGCAAGGUGCCCCGCGGCAAACUUUAUUAGAGAACUGAUAACAGCAUCCUGCAGUAGUGGGAUGCAGCUAUCUUCAUGUCAAUAGCGGGGAGCUGUCUGGGCAUAAUACGGACGAAAGCUCCCCUUCCCUCUUUCUCACCUUUCCGUCUCUCAUUCCUCCGUUUCCCUGCUCUGGUAUACACAGGAUGAUUUGUCGAGGGGUACUGGUCGCCGUUGGCGUUGCCUUCAAUACCAUUGGAAGCUCUGCCAGUAGGCAUCUGUACAAUACCAGUCAGAUACUCGAGACACAAACUCUAGAGUCACCAUAUCCAUACGAGUUUCCUGUCCUUCAAGAUGGGGCCAAUGCGAACAGCGGGCAGUUUCCGAUGCCAAAGUGCAAUGGCAUCACGCUCGAGGAAGCCACUAUAGACCAGUUACAGGAAGCGCUCUCGAAAGGAAGAUUGUCGUCUGUCCAGAUAGUUAUGUGCUAUAUACAGAGGAUAUGGCAGACAGACGAAUACAUCAGGUCGGUAAUGGAACUCAAUCCCGAUGUCCUCGAAAUUGCAGCUUCACUCGACCUGGAACGGAAGAAUGGCCAUGUUCGUGGUUCACUUCACGGAAUCCCGUUCUUGGUGAAAGACAACAUAGCUACAAAAGAUAAGAUGGAGACGACAGCAGGAUCAUGGAUGUUACUCGGUUCUGUGGUCCCAAGAGAUGCACAUGUGGUGCGACGAUUGAGAGAAUCGGGUGCUGUAUUGAUGGGCCAUGCAACGCUCAGCGAGUGGGCAGAUAUGCGGACAAAUGCAUACUCUGAAGGAUAUUCUGCGAGAGGUGGGCAAGCUCGGUCGCCUUACAACCUGACUACGAAUCCAGGAGGAAGCAGUUCUGGAAGCGGAGCUGCUGUUGCUGCCAAUAUUGGGAUGUUUGCGCUUGGUACUGAAACAGAUGGUUCUGUGAUUAGUCCAGCUGAGCGUAACGCGUUGGUCGGAAUCAAGCCUACUGUUGGCUUAACAUCUCGAGCUGGCGUCAUUCCCGAAUCUCACAACCAGGACACAGUGGGAUGCCUUGCCAGAACCGUUCGAGAUGCAACUUACUGUCUCGAUGGAAUCUACGGCCAAGAUCCUCAUGACAACUACACCCUCACUCAACAGGCACCGCCUGGCGGCUAUACGCAAUUCCUGACCUCCAAAUUUUCUCUCAAAGGCGCAGUCUUCGGUCUCCCCUGGCUCACAUUCUGGCAAUAUUCUUCUCCGGAACAGCAAAGCACUCUUCUCUCCCUAAUCUCCCUCAUCGAAUCUCUCGGCGCCACCAUAAUAAACGGCACCGAACUCCCCUCCCGCGAAAAGAUCAUCAACCCUGAAGGCUGGGACUGGGACUUUGGCACCACUCGUGGCUACCCAAACGAAUCCGAGUACACCGUCGUGAAAGUCGAUUUCUACAACGACAUCCGCGCAUACCUCGCUGAACUCAAUAAUACCGAUAUCCGCUCCCUGGAAGACAUUAUGCAAUACAACAUCGACAACGUCGGCACCGAAGGCGGUCUCCCCAGCGUCCAUCCCGCAUUCGCAGGAGGUCAAGAUGGUUUCAACGCCUCCCUUCAAAGCGGCGGUAUAAUGGACGAAACAUACUGGCAAGCCCUCUCCUUCAUACACCGCGCCACGCGCGAAGACGGCAUCGACGCCGCGUUAUUCAACUCCGGCAAUCCAGUCGAUGUGCUUCUCGUGCCUAGCGAUCUCGGACAGGUUACGAAUGUAGCUGCUCAGGCGGGAUAUCCGCUGAUCACGCUUCCCGCUGGAAUUAAUAGCGGGACGGGUAUGCCGUUUGGGUUGGGGCUAAUGGGGACAGCCUGGAGUGAGGGCGUGAUGUUGAGGUGGGCGAGUGCGAUUGAGGAUGCGCAGUUUAGUGAGGGAACGGAGUUGAAGAGGACGUUGCCGAAGUGGUUGGAUUACAGGGCAAGGAAUGUGCCUGUCAAUAAUGUUUAGUGUAAUGAUUAUGUAAGUAGAAAAGUAGGUAUUUAGGGCAAUACCUUUCAAAGUGAAUAUCAAACGUGCCA